AUGGAGAAACGAAAAUCAAGUGCGGAGAGAGUCAGCGAUUGUACGGUGCGGCGUCCAAGUCCCUCCCCAGCUGCGGCCCGAUCCCGACGGAAGCUAUCCGCUAGUGUCCGAGGCUGGGGAAUGAGAAAGAAGUCUGGCUCCAGCUUGACGACCUACCGCAUACCGUCCGACAGCUUCGUGUCGGGGAAGGAACAUUAUGGGAAGAUGAAUGGAUUUGAACGAGUUUUCGCCGCCGUGGCUGCGUUCAUCCACAAUAAACAGGCCGUGACCAUUGAUGAUGUGGUUGAGCACCUGCGCAAAACGCAGGUAUUGGAGACCGUCCCGUGGACAUGCAACGCGCAGAGGCUCCUCGUUUUUGCAAUUCUUGGCUGGCAGUCUAUGCUAUACCGACCGACGUUCAACACCUGCUCCCUGGACGAACUCGCAGUCCAUCAAUAUGAUAUGCACUCAAACUCGGGCCUGGUAUUUGACGCUCACAAAGUGUCAGUCGAGCUCUCAGACCGCCCCUUGUUUGCCCUUCUAAAAGGGUUUGGCAACCUGCUCCCUGCCCCUUCUCCCAAUACCGCCCAAGUGGCGAGCGAAAACAGCAAAGCUGCAGCAACGUGGCUAGCUUUAGACCCAGCCGAGACAAAUGCGUACCUUCUCCAGACACUUCUCCACGUACAGAUCCGAUGGGUGGACUGCCUAGCGCUGCACCUUGACUACAACAAGUCGGAGCGAACGCUUUCGCUUUUCAUGUAUCCUUCGUUCUGCCUUGCCGCGCUCGAAUCCCACGGAGCCAUAUACGCGUUUGCGAGUACCGAGAAGAAGUCCUUCGAUCCACGUGCGAAUGAACACGAUAUAUCUCAAUUCAUGCGGGAAGUCCUCCUAUCCUAUCGCCUUUUGUUCGGACAGCAUGGCCCUUCAAGGAAGCUCUUCAAACAUACACUCAAGCCGGCGGGUCAAACGCCGGACGAGCUACUGUCUAUCCUUUGUAUGGAGAAGAAUAUCAAUCAAACCUUAGUUCAAAACCUGCCGUUGUAUAUUAGCGCCCAGCAUUUUCCGGUAUUGUCCGAAAGAAUCGAACUCAUUGCAACAGAUCUCAAAACUUGCCGGCCUUCCUCGAUGGGCCAACUUCUUCUGGAUCGACGUGAUAAGCUGCAGUACUGGACUUUUUGGCUUGUUUCCAUACUUGGAGGCAUAAGUAUCGUUCUUAGUUUUAUUCAGGUCGUCCUACAAGGUUUUCAGCUUGCAAAAGGGUGA
Molecule: messenger RNA, 1242 nt
Organism: Westerdykella ornata
Lineage: Eukaryota; Fungi; Ascomycota; Dothideomycetes; Pleosporales; Sporormiaceae
Exons: 2
Coding region: 1-1242 (413 amino acids)
Source: RefSeq, a predicted model, not a curated record